CCUAGUCGGUUGUGAAUCUGUCCCCAGACAGGCAGCCUGUUGACGUCGACCAGCUAGCUAAUGCUAGCGCUCUAGUAAAGCUAGCCGGUGCUAGCCACCGUCGAGUAGUUAGCUGCUCUCCCCGACCUGUUACUGGUCGAUAGUCUUUUGUUAGUCAGCUGUUGUGGGACAGACGCGGCACACUACACCAGCAUGUGCGAUGUUAGUCAGUCGUAGCUUUAAUUGAUUACAACGAGCUCGCCGAACAGCCGCUAACAGUAACGUUAGUCCGAGCUUGUCAAUUAGCUGUCGCGAAUUAAUGAUAAUGUUUUGUAGAUAUCGCUUCCCCCACCCUCCCAAGAAGCAGCGUCACCUUUUCCUUGACUGUAUUCAACAGCUCUAGUGAGACAAAGACAUUGUUCAUCCGUUUACCUUUUUUAUUUUAUGGUUAACUUAGUGUUACAGCUUGUUUGUAGUACGCUUGUUACCUUAAAACCCCUGCUAGCUCCUGGUGCGGGGGAGCUCAUUUCCCCCAAUUGAGCCGGAUUCCUCCAUUUAGUUGAUCAUCUAAGUAUGCGCAGCAUGUGGCUAUGAUGAGGUGGUGACCCCGGGUCGGCCAGGCCGUGAGAUGAUUGCAGCUUGGCACAGAGAACAGAGAGACUGAGGAAGAAGAAUGGGCAGGAGCAUCUGGGGCUGCUGGAAAGGCAUCAUCUCUACUGCAGUGCUCUACGGCUCUUUGGCCCUGUUUACCUCCAUCCUCCACAAUGUGUUCCUGCUGUACUAUGUGGAGACAUUUGUGUCCGUCUACAAGAUUGAUAAAAUCUCCUUCUGGGUGGGAGAGACGGUGUUCCUAAUAUGGAACAGUCUCAAUGACCCUCUCUUCGGCUGGCUGAGUGAUCGCUCCUUCCUCAGCUCUCCUCAGACGGGCUCUCAGAUCACAUCUCCAGAGGUGGUGCUAAAGCGCCUGAAGGCUCUCUCCACAAAUGGCCCUCUCUUCGCCCUUUCGUUCCUGGCCUUCUGGGUGGCGUGGGCCCAGCCAGGCCUGCAGUUCCUGCUGUGCCUGUGCCUGUACGACGGUUUCCUCACUAUGGUGGACCUCCACCACAGCGCCCUGCUGGCUGACCUGGCUGUGUCCGCCGCCGACCGCACACGCCUCAACUUUCACUGCUCGGUGUUCAGCGCUUUGGGCUCGUUCUCCGUUUUUCUGUCCUACUCUUUCUGGAACAAGGAGGAUUUCUACUCAUUCCGUCUCUUCUGUGUGACUCUGGCAACUUUUUCCAUCUUGGGCUUUUUCGUAGUGUCCAGGUUGCUACAGCGUCGUUUUCAAAAGGAAGUCCGUCCAAGACAGGAUGAGGCACUGACACUCAAAGAGCUGAGUGUUGGCCAUGCUCCACUUACCCACCCAGAAAAACCUGUCACUAUUAGACAGUACCUCAAGCAGCUCUCCACACACAAGAACUUCAUGUGGUUUGUGUCAAUGAACCUUGUUCAGGUGUUUCACUGCCAUUUCAACAACAACUUCUUCCCUCUUUUCCUUGAACAUCUCCUCUCUGACAAUAUUUCCGCCUCAAUGGGUUCUGUCUUAUUAGGGAUCUCUUACAUUGCCCCCCACCUGAACAACUUGUACUUCCUGACACUGUGCCAGCGUUAUGGGGUUUACCAGGUUAUCCGCUGGCUAUUUAUGCUCAAACUGGGACUUAGUGUGGUUAUGGUGCUGGCAGGGGCUGACCACAUUUAUCUGCUGUGCAUCUUCAUUGCUAGCAACCGGGUGUUUACAGAGGGGACGUGCAAGCUGCUGAAACUGGUCAUUUCCGAUCUGGUGGACGAGGACUUCGUGAUCAACCGACGCCAGCAGGCCGCCUCUGCACUCCUCUUCGGCAUGGUUGCCUUGUUGACCAAACCUGGCCAGACGUUUGCCCCACUCAUUGGCACCUGGCUGCUGUGUGUUUACACAGGUUAUGAUAUUUUUGAGAGGGAACCUGUGAAGGACUCUGUGUUUUCUGUGCCUGACGUUGCCCCUGGCUCAGGGACUCCGCCUCUGCGCCUGGGCUGCUUCUACAUGUUGGUGUUUGUGCCUAUCACCUGUGCCCUGCUCCAGCUGGCCGCCUGGUCUCGCUUCACGCUUCACGGCCGCAAACUGCAAGGGAUCAAGACCUUACGGCAGGGGGCCCAGCAUGGCCACCUAAUCGAUGUCAAGGCCAUAUGAACAGAAUAAAGCUGGGUGAAGCUGCACACAGACACUUUUAAAUAAUCAGUUUUACAGUCCCUUUGAUAAUAACUUAGAAGAUGAGGAAUCAGGAAGCCGCUCUGAUUCAUUCUGCAGCGCAGCCUGGUGUUCAAGAAUAUGAACCACUGCACAACAUGUUGCUCUGUGGACGGUGAAAAAUGAACGGUGGCCUGAAUAAUGCCACUGUAAGGAACAUGAAAUAUUUUAAAAAAUGAAACUUGCCUUAUUUUUUUAUAUUAAAGUAUUGACUUAUAUUUAUAUUUGAACAGAUGACCAAAAGAUGAAGUAGAACCAAUCAAUCCAUUGGAUGUAGAAGGAACAAGGUGAUUCCUUUUCACAGUGCAGGCCAAAGAUGGGGGGGGGGCCCUCUUGAAAACGGUUUGUAAAGCAUAAUUCUGGCCUACAGUCUGAGCGCCGUUGCUGCUCAGUAAUCGUCAGUAACAUCAGGAGAUUUACCACAAAGCUGCUGCUCUGGUGUCUAAUGUUAUUAACAGGAUGAAAAAAAGUGAAAUAAAAUUGCAUCAGUGUGUUCAGAGUUCUGCUGAUACUGCACGGAUCCUGCACUUCAGAGCCGAUUAGUUCUUUUACUGUUUCUUUACAUUUACACAGAAUGCCCUGCCAGUUUGAUGUCGAAGUGUAUUUUCUGAUACGUCCAGUGUAGAUGAUGAUGUUUUUUGCUCAAAACUGCCAUUUGUCUGUUGUACUUCAAACAUUCUGAUUGUGACAUACUUUAUGUCCUGUAUUAAUAAAAAUUGGAAUAAGUAAUAUAUGCCGGUAACCAUAUUGUCAGAUCAGUUUUGUAAUUUUUCAGAUUAUACAAAGAAAUAAACCUUAUCUCUGUUGAAAGUCAAACAAACUCUGCUGUGCCUUGACACCUGUACAAGACGAACUGAAACUCUUCUAAACUGGGUUAUAAAACUAAAAUGUGAAA
Xiphias gladius (swordfish) is the source of this 3137-nucleotide messenger RNA. RefSeq names its product major facilitator superfamily domain containing 13A (gene slc68a1a). The record is from RefSeq and is a predicted model, not a curated record. The transcript is spliced from 9 exons. NCBI's taxonomy places the organism in Eukaryota, Metazoa, Chordata, Actinopteri, Istiophoriformes, Xiphiidae. Bases 653 to 2185 code for a protein of 510 amino acids.